CCAGCUGCAUUAUCUACCCUCAUCGAUCCAUCUCCUCUAGCCACUACUCUACGUACGCACUUGCCUGCCUCUCUGUCUCUAUCUCUCAUUCCAACUCCACGUAGUAGCCGUCGCGAUCAAGAUCCGCCAUGGUUGCACACGCCAGCAUCUACUGCAACGCCACCACCGCCACGACCACGACGGCGAGGAGCGGGCCGGCAUACUCCGCCGUGGCUCCUAAGUCGUCGCCGAGGAAUGCCAAGAGAAGGAGCGGCAAGAAGGCGACGAGGACAACGGCCGGGCGACGGCGCUGCAUGGAGGCGAUCAGGAGGAAGAUGGAAGCGCUGAGGCGGCUCGUCCCUAGCGGCGGCGAUCACCGCAGCGACGAGAUGGCGGAGGACGACGGAGUGGACGAGCUCCUGUUCCGCGCCGCCGACUACAUCGUGCGGCUGCAGGUGCAGGUGAAGGCGAUGCAGCUCAUGGUCGACGUGCUGGAGCACACCAAAGACUCUUGAGUAUUUAUAUAUUUCUACUAGGUCGUGUCGAGCAGAGCAGAUACAUGUACACGCAUACCAGUAUAGGUACCCGCGUACGUAUACAAAUUGUGUUAUUUUUUCGAUUUUGGGGGUUAUUUCUUUCUUUCUUUCUCUUUUGGCGUUUUCGAGAAGUAUGAAAUACA
This is a messenger RNA of Triticum dicoccoides, 658 nucleotides long. RefSeq lists its product as uncharacterized. Gene Ontology annotation, biological process: regulation of DNA-templated transcription. The record is from RefSeq and is a predicted model, not a curated record. The transcript has a single exon. NCBI's taxonomy places the organism in Eukaryota, Viridiplantae, Streptophyta, Magnoliopsida, Poales, Poaceae. Gene Ontology annotation, molecular function: protein dimerization activity. Bases 129 to 494 code for a protein of 121 amino acids.